AAUCCAAAGUUUUGUAGUGAAUGUUGGCAGAGUUACGUCCCUUGUCAAUCUGUUAUCAUCAAUAACAGAAAUGGCAGAUAUUAAUGCUCAACAGAAAUUGAUGAAAUGUCGAGCUUAUUUAGAAGGCAAUCCAACCGACGUUAAGUUGCUUUACAUUUUUAACAAAUUAUUACGGUUCCCAGUGACUAUUGAUAUUUUACAGUCGACUGGAAUUGGAAAAGCUGUCAACUCAUUUAGAAAGCGUGAAGGUGAGAUUGGGGAGAAAGCACGAGCUGUGGUAACUUUGUGGAAAUCUUUAGUGUCAAAACAAGAAAACAAUCUCACAGACAAACGGUCAGUAAGUAGUAGUUCAUCUCCAUAUAAUUCCACAUCCACGGAACAAUCUGGCAAGACUUCAUCUGAUGAUGAGAAAACCACUCCUUGCCGAACAAAACGUCAGUCUUCUCCUCAAUCUUCUCCUCAACCAAGAUCUUCCACAAAAGAAUGUGAUAAAACUUCUGAAAAUAUCAAAGAGAGGAAAAAGCACCAGAGCAGCAAAAGCAAUUCAGAGACUUCCAGAUCACCAGAAAAGAAAAACAAAACUGUCAGUGAUUCAAGCAAAGAACAUCAUCAGAGUUCAAAGAGUAAAAGUGAGUCUGAGAGCAAAGCAAAAGUAAAGAAAUCACAGAAUCUCAAAAGGAAGAAAAAAUCUGCGGGAGAUGGCUUGAGUUUUGAGGACUUUAUGAACUAUGAUGAUUCAGCAAUGAAGAAAAAGUUUAAGAAAAAGAAACAUGACAAAGAUGAUAGUAGUAAGUCUUCAAAAGAAAAGAAAGAAUUGAACUCUCCUAAAGAUAGUAGUAAAAGUCAUUCAUCCUCCUCCAGUUUACAAUUAAGUAAAAAAUCCAAAGAGCCUAAAAGUAGCACAUCUCAUGUUUUACAUGUGCCUUCAGCUUCCAAAGAGCUUCUUCCUUCUGAAUCUGAAAUAUUGAGUUCUUUACCAGAAACUCAGGCCCAUUACCAUCCAUGGAGACUCAGUGAUGGUAACAAAGUAGAACGGAAAGCUGUGACAAACAGUGGUGAUGAUCUCGAUUCUGUGCUUAUUGGAAUUAAAUCAAGAACACGAGAAUGUGUGUAUUCUGGGAAGAAAGCAACUUUAAAAGAAUUACCAACGUUAUUUACUGCCUGUAUUCAAGUCCUGAUUGAAAAUAUCGACAGUCUUGAAUAUGUUGGUGGUAUACCAUUUCUGAUCCUUCAACCAGUUCUGGAGCGCUGUACUGUAUCUCAGCUUUAUACUUUAGAAGACUACAACCCGCAUUUCCUUGAAGACUCAGACAAACUAUGGAAAAUUCAUUGUCAACGGGAUUUUCGUGGUUAUGAACCAGACGAGAUGGAAUCCUGGAGAGAAAUGUAUUUAAGAAAGUUUGAUGAGCGCGAAGCGAAACUCAAAGUGGUUAAGGCUAGUAUUUCAGCCUCAAUGUCCAAGGUUACUCCAGAGAGAACAGUUAAGAUGGCGUUUGUAGAAGCACCUGCAAAACCUCCACGAGAUGUUCGUCGCAAGCAGUUGAAGCAUGGAACAGGGACCAUCACCAAGGAUGCUUUAGGCCCAUAUCGUACAUAUAAACCGGUUGUCAAUAACAAACUUCUGGCUUCCACUGCUGCCUCCCACUCGAGUUCUUCAGGUCCUUCUUCAGCGAGAAUACAGGUUUCUCAACAACAUCGCUCCACAAAAGUCAUUGCACCAAUGAUGCAGAAGACUAUGAAGAUGAUUAAAAAGAUGCAGAGACGAUGAAAA
Messenger RNA from Octopus sinensis (East Asian common octopus), 1771 nucleotides. RefSeq names its product transcription elongation factor B polypeptide 3. The transcript has 11 exons. Gene Ontology annotation, cellular component: nucleus; elongin complex. The record is from RefSeq and is a predicted model, not a curated record. NCBI's taxonomy places the organism in Eukaryota, Metazoa, Mollusca, Cephalopoda, Octopoda, Octopodidae. Gene Ontology annotation, biological process: transcription elongation by RNA polymerase II. The coding region runs from base 71 to 1768 and encodes 565 amino acids.